Messenger RNA from Helobdella robusta, 1200 nucleotides. RefSeq lists its product as hypothetical. The transcript is spliced from 4 exons. The record is from RefSeq and is a predicted model, not a curated record. Gene Ontology annotation, biological process: G protein-coupled receptor signaling pathway. Gene Ontology annotation, cellular component: membrane. The coding region runs from base 1 to 1200 and encodes 399 amino acids. Lineage: Eukaryota; Metazoa; Annelida; Clitellata; Rhynchobdellida; Glossiphoniidae. Gene Ontology annotation, molecular function: G protein-coupled peptide receptor activity.
AUGCCGGAAAAUCUGACGUGGAUUGGUAAUAAGCUGAGCGCAUUCGACAGCAUCUACCAGCCCUACCACGGCUACAUUUGUCUGUGCGUUUGCUGCUUUGGUUUCGUGUCCAACCUCUGCAACAUCAUCGUGUUGACGCGCAAGAACAUGAUCAGUCCUUUCAAUCAAAUACUGACCGCGCUGGCCCUGGCGGACCUGGCGACGAUCAUCAGCUACAUUCCUUACGCAACCUACUUUUACUGCGUGAAGAAGAUCUCGGAAAUGCAUAACUACUGGUGGGUCUUGUACCUGCUCUUCAACACAAACUUCAUCAUCACGACGCACACAAUCGCCAUGUGGCUCACUGUUUUCCUCGCAGUUUUCAGGUACCUUGUGGUGUGCCAUCCAACAAUAGGUUCAGUGCAUUGCAACCAGAGAUCUUCCCUGCUAACCAUCAUCUUCGUCUACCUCAUCACUCCCCUCAUGUGCAUCCCCAUCUACAUUCAGUGCUACAUUGCAGAAGAUGAUCAUGGCCAGUAUUGGUACAAGUUCGAAGGUUUCGCUACUGAGUUUUACAAAAGGGUCACUUACUUCAUAUACGCCGGUUUCUUCAAGCUGGCUCCCUGCAUUUUGCUGACCGUCCUGAGUUUCCUCCUAAUUGUGACGAUCAAAAUUGCCGAAAAGAAAAGACAGCAACUGCUAGCCAGCAGGCAGCACAUCUUCAAAAAAUCUUAUUCAGGUCACUCAACAACUCCUCUAAAUAAAAAAACAAAAUCUCGAAAUGAACGAACUCAGGAAAGCGUAAGGACAACUGUGAUGUUGGUUGCAGUUGUCCUGUCGUUUGUGUUUGUUGAGCUGCCUCAAGGAGUUCUCGUGGCACUCAGUGGCAUCAAUUAUUCCUUCUUUUUUAUGGAGAUCUACAAGCCUCUCGGCGAUAUUUUUGAUCUGCUGGGUCUUUUAAAUAGCAUCGUCAAUUUUGUCCUGUACUGCACUAUGAGCAGGCAAUUUAGAGAAACAUUCGUCAACAUUUUUUUUCAUUGUUGCAUAAACGGUAAACAAAAACGCAGCACAAAAAAUAGCAAGGAAACAAAAACGAGAAGAAAUGAUUGCAAGAAUUGUUUGGGAGGAUGUUGUGGUUACAAAAAAUUUUGCCUUACAACAUCCGCAGCUGUCAACGAUCACACGCUGAUAACCAGGCAUAACCACACCAAACAACGCUAA